UUUGAGUCUCCCGCUUGAAUUUUCUUUGAAAAAAUUUUCACAAAAUUAAAUCAUGUCUUGGUCCUCAAAGCUUUUAGACUCCUUAAAGGACCCACUUUUGCAUGUCAUGACGAACGAACGAUUAGUUGCCAUCAAAGAUAAAUUCCCAAAAGCAAGAAUUCAUUUUUUGGUGAUGCCAAAGGAGCAAAUUUCGACAAUUUUUGAGUUGAAAAAAUCGCAUUUGGACCUCUUGGAUGACAUGUAUCUCAUGGCAGAACGCUUGAUCGAGAAGCAACAAAUGUCAAAAGCCUCUUUUAAGAUUGGAUUUCAUGCGAUUCCGUCAAUGCAACAAGUGCAUCUCCAUGUCAUCAGUCGGGAUUUUGACUCGGAAGCUCUAAAAACGAAAAAACAUUGGAACAGCUUCAAUACGGAGUACUUUGUGAAGUUUCAUGAUUUACGUUCGGAACUCGAAAAAACCGGAAAAAUCAACCGAAUUUCCGAAAUUCGUGCCAAGGAACUUCUUUCGAUGCCCUUAAAAUGCAAUUCUUGCGACUUCCAACCCAAAAAUAUCCCAAAUUUGAAGCAACAUUUACUCUCCCAUGUGGAUCUUUACUCCAGCUGAA
Culicoides brevitarsis is the source of this 602-nucleotide messenger RNA. It is a transcript of the gene Aptx, whose product is annotated as aprataxin. Gene Ontology annotation, biological process: single strand break repair. The transcript is spliced from 3 exons. The record is from RefSeq and is a predicted model, not a curated record. NCBI's taxonomy places the organism in Eukaryota, Metazoa, Arthropoda, Insecta, Diptera, Ceratopogonidae. Gene Ontology annotation, cellular component: nucleus. The coding region runs from base 53 to 601 and encodes 182 amino acids. Gene Ontology annotation, molecular function: DNA 5'-adenosine monophosphate hydrolase activity; mismatched DNA binding; single-strand break-containing DNA binding.